This is a messenger RNA of Osmia lignaria (orchard mason bee), 2031 nucleotides long. It is a transcript of the gene Tsp5D, whose product is annotated as Tetraspanin 5D. The record is from RefSeq and is a predicted model, not a curated record. Lineage: Eukaryota; Metazoa; Arthropoda; Insecta; Hymenoptera; Megachilidae. Gene Ontology annotation, cellular component: plasma membrane.
UGGAUUACCAUGGUUACCGUCAGAUGGCGACUUUCGUCUCACGAUGACUGAUGGAGAACGGAUGUGCGAGAGUUGUGCGCGUUCCUCCCGUGCAGUCGAGCCGGGAACUCGAAACCUGUCGCGAUCACGAGCCGACCUUUGACUCCGCUCUUCAUGAACCUUCGUUCAACAUACAACAACUCCUGACAGCUUCUGUCAACGGUGAAUCAGACGAGUCAUUCUUCUUCUCAUCUUAUCGGAAAUACUGCCAGUCCCUUUUGAGCGAGGACGAACCUUGCGAAGGAUCGAGCCAUGGGCCGCACAGGAUACACGUGCAUCAGGCACGUCUUCUGCUCCCUCAACCUUCUCAUUUGGUUAUGCGCUUGCGGAAUUUUGGGUGCAGGCCUAUGGCUGCGAUUGGCAUUCUCUGGAUACUCAACCUUGGUACCGCAUUACAGUUUCGCGUCAGCUGACUCGUUCCUGCUCGCUGCCGGAUGCGUGACCUUCGUCAUCGCCUUCUUCGGAUGCUGCGGUGCUUGGUUUCAAUCGCGAUGCAUGUUAAUCACGUAUUUCGGUUUGGUGAUAUUGAUGUUCCUGGCUGAGUUUAUGCUAGGCACUCUUGCCUUCAUCUUCAGGGAACAUUUGGCAAAGAGUUUGAAGGAGGAGUUACUGUAUGGUAUCGAGAGACACUACGAUCAGAAUAGAGAACCUGGAUCGCUUUCUUCCGUAUGGGACCACAUACACACCGAGUUCCACUGUUGCGGUGUACGGGACUACACCGACUGGUUCCAGAUCUCAGCGUGGCCAACGGAGGAUCGCGUACCCGACUCUUGUUGCAUACAGAGAGAACGAUAUUGCGGUCGUCUCGACCCGGAGGGACGUAACAAGGAGUUGUGGUACAAGGAAGGCUGCGCCACGGCUAUUCAAAUGUGGCUGGUUACCAGGCUUCACGUGGUCGGCAUUGUCGGUCUCGUGGUCGCUUUCCUUCAGUUGUUCGGACAAGUAGCCAGUAUGAUUUUAUUCUGCACCGUCAGGCACAAGAGAUCGUCCCACACUUACAAGAGCUACGAUACAACGAAUACCUAGAAUUUCCGAUGGAUCUUAGACGAGACCAGUGUCUAGGAUCCAUGAUUUCAAAAAAAAAAAGAAAAAAAAAGACAAUUCUACCAUACACCGGAUAAUCACGAUCUUCUUCGUCAAGUUUAAAGAAGAUUUCGAUUGUUACGCUUGUCCUGAUUCGAGAAUAAUUCAUUCUCUUCGUUGUCUCCCUGAUAAGAUAACACACUCUUCUUCUGUUCAAGUUCGAGUAGGAUCGUCGCGAUGAUCGUGGAAAUUUCUGUUUAUCGACUAACAAGAAAGUGGAGCGAAAUAAUUAACGAGCAUGUUUCGAGAGAUACGUACGACGAGUCAUUAGGCUAAUGGGCCAUUAGCGUUGAUAAACGAGUCUUUCUCGAUUCAACCGCCAAUACAGUCAGUUUUCAAUGAAACCUACUGUUAAUUCGUAGAUUCGUCGUACUCACUUUCGUAUAAGGUUCGAGGAGAAUAAAAUGUUAGUGUUCGAAUGGUUACAUCUUAUGUUAUCUUUGCAUGCGAUAAUUGUUUAUUUACUAAGUGUUACGUUAUCACACGCUACGCAUACCAAAAUUGCUGUUUGCACCACCAGCCACUCGAUCGUUCGUUUGUAAGGUAUGCUGGUCGUGCAAUCAAGAGCACAUAAUUGUUUUUACUCGUUUUAAGAUCGUUUCACACAGCUACGGUAUACAAAGAGACUUCUUUACUUCGAUUAGCUUUAAAUCCCGGGGCUGUGCCGAUCCAACGUUUUUAUUCGUAUAUUUAUUUGAUUGUACGCGCAGUCGUAUAGUUAGUAAUUAACAAUUUCAUUAUUAUGACAGAUCGAAAUUCUUCCCGACUUUAAUAAUUUAUAUUUAUUCAACGUGUUCUGGAAUUCGUAGUUUGCAGUAGAACACAAAAGUAUCGUUUGGAGCUGCAACGAAGCUCGUAAGGUUUGUCGUAUAUCGUUCGUUUAAUAAAUAAUAUAUUUAUGCCACAUCA